AUGGCGGGGCCAGAUCAAGCGGCGAAGCAGUCGUCGGAGGUGCUGCAGCAGAGGAGCGGGCUGCCGAAGUGUCCCGUGAGGAUGGCGCUCGUCGGGGCUGUCAUCGCCGCCGGGCUCGGCUACACGGUUCUGUUCGCGAACAAGAAGCCCGAGGCGACGGCUCUCGACGUCGCUAAAGUUGCCACCGGCGGCAACCCUCCUUCCGCCACCAAAUAUUAA
Molecule: messenger RNA, 219 nt
Organism: Linum tenue
Lineage: Eukaryota; Viridiplantae; Streptophyta; Magnoliopsida; Malpighiales; Linaceae
Source: the annotation of a GenBank genome assembly